Molecule: messenger RNA, 740 nt
Organism: Lolium perenne
Lineage: Eukaryota; Viridiplantae; Streptophyta; Magnoliopsida; Poales; Poaceae
Source: RefSeq, a predicted model, not a curated record
GGACACGACACAGCCGAUGCUUACCCUUCCCAAACCCUAGAGCUCCGGCAACCGGCUCCCAGGCCGGUCAAGGCAAGGGCCUCAGAGCCGGCAUUGAUACGCGGAUCGAGGAGGAGGCGAUGCCGCCAGGAGGACGAGUUGAAGGAGCCAAGAAUGGCCGCACGAAGCAGGAGCAAUCGCCGGCGGCCGGCCGCCGCCGUGGCGAGGACAUCCCACCCCUUCCUUCACCGACGUUCCCAGCUUCCCAGAGGACGAAGGAGCAGAGGCGGAAGAAGAGGGAGCAGCAGGAGGCCGCAGCGAGCCUCCCCGAGGGCCCUCUCAUGGAGAUCCUGUCGCGGGUGCCCUACAGGUCGCUCUGCCGCUUCAAGUGCGUGUCCAGGUCGUGGCUCGCUCUCUGCUCCAACCCGGAUAUCCGCAGGAGGUCACCGCAGACCCUGUCCGGCUUCUUCCACAACCACAGAUACGGCCGCGACCUCAGAUUCCGCAAUCUGUCCGGGAGAGGGGCACCUAUGGUCGACCCUGCUCUCCCUUUCUUGCGGGGUUACGCGGGGUUCAAGGUCGAACAAUGCUGCGGCGGCCUUCUCCUCUGCAAAUGCUGGAAAUCUCAUGCCCAGGAAAAGGAUCUUGUUGUGUGCAAUCCUGCGACUGAGAAGUGGACCGUGGUACCUCCCAUAGUGUUUUUGGAUGAUGCAACUGGAGCAAUUCCGGCCGAGGUCCAAUGCCGAAACUCAUCUCCAUGA